AUGACUCAAGCAUCCACCAAGGUUCAGCAGCUCAUUGACAACAACUCUGUUGUUGUCUUCUCCAAGUCUUACUGCCCUUACUGCAAGCAGACCAAGAAGACUCUGGAUGAGCUUAACGCCGAGUACGAGCUCCUCGAGCUUGACGAAGUUUCCGACGGCUCUGCCCUCCAGGAUGCUCUUGAGCAAAUCUCUGGCCAGCGCACUGUUCCCAAUGUCUACAUCAAGCAGCAGCACAUUGGCGGCAACUCUGACGUUCAGAGCCUAAAGUCUGGUGGAAAGCUUGCUUCCCUGCUCAGGGAGGCUGGUGCCCUGAAGGCGUAA
This is a messenger RNA of Fusarium musae, 321 nucleotides long. RefSeq lists its product as uncharacterized. Gene Ontology annotation, biological process: cellular response to oxidative stress. Bases 1 to 321 code for a protein of 106 amino acids. The transcript is spliced from 3 exons. Lineage: Eukaryota; Fungi; Ascomycota; Sordariomycetes; Hypocreales; Nectriaceae. Gene Ontology annotation, cellular component: nucleus; cytoplasm. The record is from RefSeq and is a predicted model, not a curated record. Gene Ontology annotation, molecular function: glutathione disulfide oxidoreductase activity.